AUGAGAACCAUAAUCUCUAUCACACUGCGAAUUGAACAGAAUGAGCCAAUGCGAAUAGUCUUCCUUUCAUUGGUAGUUGAACAUAUGACCCCUACUUUCAAGUUUGCCGUAGAUCCUACAGAUUUGUAUGCAAACUGGAUAUACGACGCAAUAAAAGCACCAGGAGCAGAUAAUGAAGAUUUGAUUCGGCUGAUUCUCUCGAGAGCUGAGAUUAAUCUACAGAAUAUCAAGGACGCCUAUCGUGCAAUAUCAGAGAAGACCCUAAUUGAAGAUAUCGAGGAAGUGACAUCUGGAGACUACAAGAAUAUGCUGGUUGCUCUGGUCAAUGGAAACUUUGAAGAACUUCAAGACUGCAAAACUGAAAAUUCGUAA
Rodentolepis nana is the source of this 372-nucleotide messenger RNA. NCBI's taxonomy places the organism in Eukaryota, Metazoa, Platyhelminthes, Cestoda, Cyclophyllidea, Hymenolepididae. The record is from the annotation of a GenBank genome assembly.